Messenger RNA from Tetranychus urticae (two-spotted spider mite), 1024 nucleotides. It is a transcript of the gene Rab5, whose product is annotated as RAS oncogene family member Rab5. Gene Ontology annotation, molecular function: GTPase activity; GTP binding. The record is from RefSeq and is a predicted model, not a curated record. Lineage: Eukaryota; Metazoa; Arthropoda; Arachnida; Trombidiformes; Tetranychidae.
GGCGCUUGCGUAGUUUGAUAUUUAGUAAAUGGUAUUAUAUGUGAUGUAUUGUGAUUGUGUUGUUAGAUUUUGUUGCACUGCUAUUAACUAAUCACAACGUUUUAAUCCAUUAUUGUAUUUAUAUUAUAUUAUUUUUCUGUUUUACUAUAAUCUGGUUUCAGUGUUUGUAAUGGCAACCCGUGGAGGUGUCCAAAGAGUAAAUGGAUCUACACAAGGAAAAAUCUUUCAAUAUAAAUUGGUACUUCUGGGAGAAUCUGCUGUUGGUAAAUCAAGCUUAGUUUUACGUUUUGUUAAGGGUCAAUUCCAUGAGUAUCAAGAAAGCACCAUUGGAGCUGCAUUCCUAACCCAAACUCUAUGUCUGGAUGACACAACUGUCAAAUUCGAGAUCUGGGACACUGCUGGUCAAGAAAGGUACCAAAGCUUAGCUCCUAUGUAUUAUAGAGGCGCUCAAGCAGCUAUUGUCGUCUAUGAUAUAACAAAUCAGGAUACAUUCAACCGAGCAAAGACGUGGGUUAAGGAACUGCAACGUCAAGCAAGCCCUAAUAUCGUGAUAGCUUUGGCUGGUAACAAGUCUGAUUUGGCUAGAAAGCGAGCCGUUGAGAUGGAACAGGCUCAAGUCUAUGCUGAAGAAAACAAUCUUCUUUUCAUGGAGACAUCAGCCAAAACAGCUAUGAAUGUGAAUGAAAUCUUUUUGGAGAUAGCUAAAAAGCUACCAAAAAGUGAUCAAAGCAGUGCCGGAGGUGGAUCAGGAUCGGGUAGACCUGGAGUUGAUUUGACUCAAUCCAGUCAAAACACAAGCAGUGGAUGUUGCAAAUCCUAAGAAAAAAGUUUAGGAAAAGAAGAUCCUAUUUGUGUAACUUGUGAACAGAAUCCUUUUCUGAUUUUGUUUUCUCUUUCCUUCUCUUUCUCCUUUUCUUCCCUUAUUCCUGUUUGAUUUUUCACUUUUCUGUCUCCGUUUAACUUUUCAUCGCAUACAAAAAUCCAUAUUAAUAUAAAUUAAAUAAUAAUUCCGGUAAAAAAAGAA